UCCACCAAAACACACUUCAAUGUUAGCUCGGCUGUGCUCGAAGCAUUCGUUUGCCUUACAACCCUCGCGCAUUGCGCCAAUCAAGCAAAGAUGAUAGAUGUUGAAGAUUACGACGAUGUCUUCAAAGGCAAAUCAUACUCAGACGGUCUCGUAUCCGACAUAGAAGAGAGCCAACAUGUCCAUCACGGGUGCACUUUCUUUGAGCGGCUGCUCAACCUUCUCAAGAUCAAUAGCAGGCAUUCUGGACGUAAGAUAUACCCUCCAAAACAGGAGAAAGACCUCCGCGAAUUGCACUCCCGCAUAGCCUCUGCGCCAAUCACGCUACAUUACAAACACUGUCUCAUCCUCUACCUCCUCAAGGACAUCACACCGUCCAAUCAUGAUACAAAUCUCUCUGAAGCCUUUGCAAUGAGCGUACAUCUUGAACCCAGCUUCUGGACAUUUAUCGAGGGAAUAUGGGAGCUUGAUCAUCUACAAUACGAAAACGCGGUCAUGCAUUUGACACACCCAAGCAUAAUACAAACGUUCGCCGACGACAUCCUGUUGGCGCUACUUCGGCGGAGAGAUCGAAGCGGCAGCUUCAAGCUAGAAUUGGGUGAUGACACAUUACCAAUGGCGUACUUCAAUUGCGCAGAUCCGCCUCUAGAGGGCGAGGCAGUCCGCAUCCAGUUCACAAAGUACAUGGCGGUGCGCAACGUCAGUGAGACGUACCAUUGGAUUCGCUCGCGGCCAGAGAAUGAACAAAAGCAGCUGCUGGAGGCCCUUGUCGAGCAGACAUUUCACACAGGACACCAACAGUCGGAAUCUUACCCGACGGUCGAUCGGGCCGUGGAACUUGCGGGCUUGCCAUUCGACGAAGAGGAGGAGAAAUGGCUGGAGGCAUUCCUCACUGAGGGCCGUGGAAGGAUGUUACCUGGAGCGGAGGACACGAUCAUAAUGAGGAGGUUAGCAAAUGGGAACUUCCGCGAUGUCGCUGGUCAAAAGGGGCCGAAAGGAAGGAAAAUCGAUGGUGUUACUUGGGAUCUCUUGAGGAAUGGAGUCAAGCGGGGAUUAGGUCCCAGAAGCGACGAGGAGAGGAUUCAGAUUUGA
Molecule: messenger RNA, 1089 nt
Organism: Periconia digitata
Lineage: Eukaryota; Fungi; Ascomycota; Dothideomycetes; Pleosporales; Periconiaceae
Source: the annotation of a GenBank genome assembly